Molecule: messenger RNA, 204 nt
Organism: Suillus plorans
Lineage: Eukaryota; Fungi; Basidiomycota; Agaricomycetes; Boletales; Suillaceae
Exons: 2
Coding region: 1-204 (67 amino acids)
Source: RefSeq, a predicted model, not a curated record
AUGCCGUACAACUUCAUCUUCAUCGGCAUUGAUUUUUUAGUCGCUAAAUUAUACGUCAACUCGUUCCUCGCACUUCUGAACGCGCGGUACUUCUUAGAGCCCGCUACAGAACCUGACCGUUCUGCAGAAGUCCAUGUGCGCCACAACAUCUACCGCCCACUGGCAGAGCCGAACGUCAUGGCGUCCCAAGACGAGGAAUCCUAG